AUGAAUAUGGACUAUAUUGCGCUUGAAAACCUUGAUCUCUCUAAAUUUGAUGACCCGGUCACACGAAAGGAACUUGCAAACAAAUUUUUCAAAGCUCUUACAGGGACGGGAUUCUUCACAGUAUCAAACCAUGGUAUAACAAACGAGCAAUGGGAUCAACAGAUGGAUCUUGCGCAUGCAGUGAUGACCAUGACGCCGGAAGAAAAGAAGGUGUAUGAAGUCUCAUACGAAGACGACAAGAAGGGUGUCUAUUGCGGCUUCAAGAUCGCCGGAGGUCCUGGAUAUCACCCAAAAGUCGAUUUUUACAACAUGUUGCUGAACGACAAAGUCGUCGAUCGUGAAGUUCCGCCUAUAUUGAAGCCAUAUAUGCCAGAAACUCGACACAUUAUGGAUCACGUUCGUGACGUUGUGCACUACAAGCUGUUGGUACUUCUUGCCAUGAGUCUAGAACUUCCAGAAAAGGACGUGUUGUCAUCGCAUUUGCCUGGUGCUGCUUCGUCGGAAUACUACAGAUUCAGCGGCUAUGCUCCCUUGACAGCAGAAGAAAAAGUCAAAUCCCGGGGUCUAUUCAUGCCGGGCCAUGCUGACUGGGGAACCUUCUCAAUCCUAUUCUCCCAGACCAUUGCUGCACUGCAGGUCCUGGACUACCAGACUGGAUCGUUUAAAUGGGUUGAACACGUCCCAUACGCAUUAAUUGUCAAUAUCGGUCAAGGUCUUGAGGUUCUCACAGGAGGUCUAUAUAAAGCUACCAUCCACCGCGUUCUUACUCCACCUGCGGAUCAGGCCCACGAGUUGAGAGUCGGUCUUUUCUACUUCUCACGUGCGAACGACGACUACCUUAUGCUGCCGAUGGCUGGAUCGCCGGUGCUGAAAAGGCUGGGACUUGACAAGCCUCUUGAUCCUGAUAAUACAUUCACAGCCACUGAAUUCUUAGAGGCGAAGAAGCAUGGCUACAUGAAGCCAGACUUUGAUCACGACAAGCCCAAGGGAGAAAAUCAUGCUGAUAUGUUCAGGGCUGACGACAGGUAUGAGGUGGCCAAACCGCUUGUAUCGUACGAUAUCAAGGUUCAAUAG
Messenger RNA from Lachnellula hyalina, 1074 nucleotides. RefSeq names its product Flavanone 3-dioxygenase (gene F3H-3). Bases 1 to 1074 code for a protein of 357 amino acids. NCBI's taxonomy places the organism in Eukaryota, Fungi, Ascomycota, Leotiomycetes, Helotiales, Lachnaceae. The record is from RefSeq and is a predicted model, not a curated record. The transcript has 6 exons.